AUGGUUUACUUAGCUUUUCUCUUGUUUUUCAACCUUAUUUCAUGUUUUCCCCCUUCCCAUGCACAAAAUACAGACCUUAAGCUGCCAUUGAGGGCUGUAAACCUAGGCAACUGGCUUGUCACUGAAGGAUGGAUGAAACCUUCUCGUUUUGAUGGAAUCAUUAACAAAGAUCUUUUGGAUGGAGCUCAUGUUCAAUUUCUCUCAACAAAGCUAAACAAGUUUUUGUGCGCUGAAAAUGGAGGUGGAACCGUCCUAGUAGCCAACCGUAUCUCACCUUCUGACUGGGAAACCUUCCGUUUGUGGAGGGUGAAUGAGUCGUACUUCCACUUGAGAGUGUUGAACAAGCAGUUCGUGGGAUUAGGAAAUCAAGGUGUAAAAGCUGUUUCAAAUACACCUACCCAUUCAGAAACAUUUCAGAUUGCAAGGAAAGAUGAUGCUCCCAAUCGAGUUCGCCUUAAAGCAUCCAAUGGUUUCUUCCUACAGGUACAGUCGGAGACACUAGUAACUGCAGAUUAUACAGGGUCUAGUUGGGACGAUAGCGAUCCAUCUGUGUUUAACAUUGCAAUCGUAAACACCUUACAGGGUGAAUAUCAAAUCACAAAUGGUUAUGGCCCUGUUAAAGCCCCUCAAGUCAUGCAGGCUCACUGGGAUUCUUACAUCACUGAGCAAGAUUUCAAAUUCAUCUCUGCAAAUGGACUGAGUGCCGUGAGGAUACCUGUAGGGUGGUGGAUAGCACAGGAUCCAAAUCCCCCUAAGCCUUUUGUAGGAGGCUCUUUAAAAGCCCUCGACAAUGCUUUCACAUGGGCCGAGAAAUAUGGGAUGAAGGUAAUUGUAGAUUUGCAUGCAGCUAAAGCCUCACAGAACAGAUUUGAACACAGUGGAGCAAGAGAUGGUUUUCUAGAAUGGGGCGAUUCGAACAUCGACGAGACCGUAGCUGUAAUAGAGUUCCUUGCAACAAGAUAUGGUGGAAGUCCAAGUUUGGGUGCAAUUGAAUUGAUGAACGAGCCUUGGGCACCGGAUGUAACAUUAGAUGCACUUACGAAGUACUACAAAGCUGGAUACGAUGCCAUAAGGAAGCACACAAAUGCAUAUGUGAUUCUAUCAGCUCGUUUAGGACCUGCUGACCCAAAAGAGCUCUUCUCGUUUGCCCGUAGCUUGAAUCGAGUAGCCAUCGAUGUGCAUUGGUACAACCUCUUUACAGAUAUGUUCAUCACCAUGACUGUGCAACAGAACAUUGAUUAUAUCUAUGAUCAACGAUCUUCCGACCUUGACAGCUGGAUCUCGGCUAACGGUCCCCCGAUUUUAAUUGGGGAGUGGACUGGAGAAUUUGGUGCAAAAAAGGGAUCACUGGAAGAUUAUAAGAGAUAUACAAAGGCUGAGCUAGAUGUAUAUGGUGGUGCAACUUUUGGUUGGGCCUAUUGGUCUUAUAAAUGUGAGGAAAACCAUUGGAGCCUCAAGUGGAUGAUUGACAACAACUUUAUACAGCUUAAUAUGAGAUGAUUAAGCACUUGACUAAUUUAUAAUAUAGUAACACAUAUAUUUUUUUUUUAUUUCUGUUUAUGAACUAUCAAUAUAUUAAAUAGACAUUAUGUUGAAUUUAA
This is a messenger RNA of Gossypium raimondii (Peruvian cotton), 1601 nucleotides long. Its product is annotated as probable glucan 1,3-beta-glucosidase A. Gene Ontology annotation, molecular function: hydrolase activity, hydrolyzing O-glycosyl compounds; actin filament binding. The coding region runs from base 1 to 1500 and encodes 499 amino acids. Gene Ontology annotation, cellular component: cytoplasm; actin cytoskeleton. NCBI's taxonomy places the organism in Eukaryota, Viridiplantae, Streptophyta, Magnoliopsida, Malvales, Malvaceae. Gene Ontology annotation, biological process: actin filament bundle assembly; cell migration; establishment or maintenance of cell polarity. The transcript is spliced from 8 exons. The record is from RefSeq and is a predicted model, not a curated record.